AUGGCCUCUGAUCCAGGCGGCGAUGCUGCUGGCAUGGACAUGCAGCCUCCCGACCUAUCUCACCACAGCACAGCACACACCCAACGCGACCAUGAUCAGAACAAGAUGGAUGCCCAACAAACUGCUACUCGCCCCACGGCCACCGACGACUUGCAACCGAUGCCGCCCGCCCCAGCACAAAUACCUGGUGGCGAGCCUCGCGCUCCGCGAUUGAGGACUGGAGAGCUGCAUCGUCGCCGCAGUCAAAUCCUCUACUCAGGAACCGGGAGCGAGCAACCUGCGGGGGGAACGGGCAUACAGAAGCCAACGGCCCGCCCGUUGGAGCAGGCGUCUGCGCUGCGAAGACAAGGCAGCUCGGCAGGCCUCUAUCGGCCAGGCGCUGCUGCCGCUGCGACACGCGAGAGAAUGUACCAAAUGUUGGCAGCGGCGGCCAGCGCAGAAGACUUAAACCGCAUUUCGACAUCACCAAUUCCAGCCAGUAUAGACGACAGGCAAAAGAACUCCACGAUGACGACGACACGACCAAUAGCGAUACCGCGGACACGGCGCAAUGUGGAAGUGGAAAUGCUUGAUGCCAGCAUGCCUCCUCCUCCCCCUCGAGCGGCGGCCACGACGACGACGAACCUGGGCAGCAUGGCAAGCAGUUCCGUCUAUUCCAGCUUCCCACCGCCCCCGUCCGAGACGCGAGACGACCUAGGUACACCGAGCAGCAGCGCACACGGCAACGGCGGCGGCUUGAAGCGCAGCGCGAGCAACAGCUCGCCAACAGUGACGGUAAUCGAGUGCCCUAUCCUCGAGGUGGACGAACAGUGCGGUAACGACGAGGAUCUAUCGUGGCUCAAAAAUGACCGAGAGCUGGAGCAGAUGCUAGCGGUACCGCCAUCGUCGUACCGACGAGUCGGGCGGUCCAGCCUGACGUUUCGGCGGUCGCAGGAGGCGGCCAUGCAGUGCUCACAGGUGGUGCGCAACGUGCCGCGGAUGCGCAAACGACGGAGCAGGAAGCUGGACCAUCGGCGGCACUCAACGACUCUGUCGGAGAGCACCAUCUGCCCAUCGUCGUCGCCCUCACCGACGGCCACACCCGUCGGGUGA
Molecule: messenger RNA, 1092 nt
Organism: Cordyceps fumosorosea ARSEF 2679
Lineage: Eukaryota; Fungi; Ascomycota; Sordariomycetes; Hypocreales; Cordycipitaceae
Exons: 1
Coding region: 1-1092 (363 amino acids)
Source: RefSeq, a predicted model, not a curated record